Molecule: messenger RNA, 1984 nt
Organism: Mytilus trossulus (common blue mussel)
Lineage: Eukaryota; Metazoa; Mollusca; Bivalvia; Mytilida; Mytilidae
Product: von Willebrand factor A domain-containing protein 2-like
Exons: 9
Coding region: 64-1758 (564 amino acids)
Molecular function (GO): calcium ion binding
Source: RefSeq, a predicted model, not a curated record
GUGUAUUUGAUUUGAUCAAUUUUAGAAAUUAUUAGGAAGUAGAAAAAUUCCACUAAAGGAAACAUGCUGAUUCUUAUCUUGUUUAUAAUCGGUGCAGUUGGAAGCGCAAUAAAGGACACGAGUCUAUCAAUUAAUCCAAGAGAAGCCAAAUCCUUUUUAACCAGAACAAGACGAAGUGCCGACGAUUGCACAGACGAAGUUUGGUGUGAAGCAAACAGAAAAUAUUGCACGCAACACUUUGAGGAAGGUCGUGAAGAUUAUUGUCCACUGCGUUCUACGCAUUGUGGGGACGGAACAACUUGUUACCUAUCUCAACCUUGCUACAAUCCACAUCAUCCUAUAGAAACGGGUUGUACAGAAGAUCUUUGUAUGUCAUUUCCUUGUGAAAAUGGUGGAAACUGCAGUGUUGUUAAUGCAACCCAUAUAUCGUAUACGUGUGCAUGUGUUCCUGGAUAUAACCAGUCAACAGACUGUGCUACUGAUUAUGAUGAAUGUGCAUCAAACCCAUGUUUACACGGUGGUUCAUGUGGUAAUCAUUUUAACCAAUUUACAUGUGAUUGUACCAACCGUUUUGAGGGAAUUAUAUGUGAAAAGGACUGUAGACCUGGUCCUGCCGAUAUAGUGUUUAUUGUUGACACAUCAAGCAGUUUAAAGGGGGACGUAAAUCGGUCCAUUGCCUUCCUACGUGAGUUCGUAGACAAACUUCCAAUUGGUGUUGAUGACUUUCAAAUUGCAGUAAUUACCUUCGGAAGAGAACCUUAUGUUUUGUUCGACUUAGAUGACUAUACGAAUAAAGCGGAUAUUAUUCGUGCCCUAGACUUAAUUGAAGGGAGAGAAGAGGGGACACUAACUGUUCCAGCUUUGCAGAAGGCAGUCGAGAUAUCGAUGAGUUCUUCAUCAGGGUCUCGUUUAUCUUCUGCCUACCAUUACAUAAUGUUGUUGUAUGACGGACUCUCUUCUGAUCCGAAUGAUGUAUCAACGUUUGUACAGACAUCCAGUAUACCUAUAGUAACGGUCGGAAUUGGGCACUCUGUUCUUCAUAAUGAGCUAUUAACUGUUUCCGGAGAUGCCGAACAUGUGUCAAGUCCUUCUCAUUUUAACGACCUCUACAAUAGAUUUCUAAGGGAGAUAAUCCAUACAGAUUGUAACGAUUGCACCCUACAUACAGAAGCUGACGUUAUUAUUUUACUUGAUAUUAAUAAUAAUCAAACCAAUGAGAACUUAAACUCAAGACAAACAUAUGGCACUCGUGCUCUGAUUGAAGCCAUUGUUAAUUAUAACAGUGAUGUAAACAUAAGUAUGUAUUCCUACACAGAGGAACCAGAUAUUGUAUUUCAUUUCACAAACGACAAAGAUGCCAUGAUAGCCAAAGCCCUCCAUAUAGGGAAGGAUGUGUCAUCAACCUCAACAAAUACUACUCAUGCCAUGUUACACAUCAGCGAAAGUGGGUUUUAUCCUUUCCAUGGCGGGAGAUCUUCUGCGAAGAAAUUUGUUGUACUGAUUUCCGAUGGUAACUGGAUGAACACUGAUGCCAUUAAAAUGGAAAUAAUCAAAAUGAAACAAAGUUCAAUCGAGGUAUAUGCAAUUUUCGCAGGUGAAGAUAGUAACAUGGAUAAUCUUAUUUACAUUAUGGAUGAUCCGGGCCACGUUUAUUAUGUGCAUGAUGAAAACUAUGCAGACACAACAAGCUUAAACGUGUUUGCAUCUCUUACAUCUUACUAUACCUGUGACAAUGAUAUAUUUACUAAUCGCCAGUAAAUCAAACAAAACAAAAUAUAUUGCGUUUGUCAUAGAUUAUGUAAGGGUCUGUAAACAUUUUAUAUGUAUUUAGGGAAAGACCUUCGAAAAGUAGUCGGAUUACCGUACCUUUACCAAUUCUCUGUUAUUGCGAGUUCACUUUAACAAGCUUUAAAGCAUUUAUAUCUUACCUUAUUGGCCUAUAUAUAAUUCAAAAUUUCAUACUUUGUCGUCUUCGUGGCUAUAU